AUGGCUAUCUCGCACGCGUCUCUCAGCCUCUUGUCGAUGGUCUUCCUCGCUGGAAGCAUAGUCAUGAUGUUCUUCGUCAUCCUCGCCGGCGUGAGCAACACGACGCCGCUAAACAACACCUACUUCCUCAGCGCCGACACCCGGGGCAUCUCGGGAGCCCGCGAUCGCACGCAAUGGACAUACUUCUACAUGUGCAGCCCCGGCAACGUGGACUGCGGUGGCGCCUGGCCUGCUCCCCCAUUCGGCUGGGCAUGGAAUGCGAACCCGUCCAAUGCACCUGCUGAACUCGUCGGCAGCCACGGUGGCGAAACCACCAGCCAGUACUACUUUUACAUGUGGCGCUUCGGAUGGGUCUUCUACCUGAUCUCCCUCGUCUUCGCCGUGGUUGCCUUCUUUGGUGGAUUUCUGGCUUGCUGCGGACGCCUUGGCUCCGCGCUGGCUGGGCUCACCACGGCCACUGCCAUGUUCUUCUUCACUGUCGCUGCGUCUCUAAUGACGGCCGAAUUCGUCAAGGCUCGCAACGCCUUCAGAGCCGACAACCGUGACGCUGAGAUUGGCACGUACGCUUUUGGUUUCACCUGGGGUGCCUGGGUUGCUCUGCUUAUCUCGCUCGUCUUGUAUUUCCUCGGAAGUUUUGUCGGUAAGAACAGCGGCAGCCGUGGCCUCGGCCGGAACAAGAGCGUGAGAAGCCGACGCAGCUACGACAUGGGUAGCCGCCGGGUCAAGGACGACUACUCUUAA
Molecule: messenger RNA, 741 nt
Organism: Neoarthrinium moseri
Lineage: Eukaryota; Fungi; Ascomycota; Sordariomycetes; Amphisphaeriales; Apiosporaceae
Exons: 2
Coding region: 1-741 (246 amino acids)
Biological process (GO): cortical actin cytoskeleton organization; fungal-type cell wall organization; endocytosis
Cellular component (GO): plasma membrane; membrane raft; cell cortex
Source: RefSeq, a predicted model, not a curated record